This is a messenger RNA of Cynoglossus semilaevis (tongue sole), 3555 nucleotides long. It is a transcript of the gene nup58, whose product is annotated as nucleoporin 58. The transcript is spliced from 13 exons. Gene Ontology annotation, biological process: nucleocytoplasmic transport. The coding region runs from base 375 to 2132 and encodes 585 amino acids. Gene Ontology annotation, cellular component: nuclear pore. The record is from RefSeq and is a predicted model, not a curated record. Gene Ontology annotation, molecular function: structural constituent of nuclear pore. Lineage: Eukaryota; Metazoa; Chordata; Actinopteri; Pleuronectiformes; Cynoglossidae.
GACCGGAAACAGCAAAGUUCAUCCGACAUCACGCGGCAGAGAUAAGCCCGAUGGGAAACGUAGUUUGAAUUACCUCUUACCCAAAAUGCAAUAGUCUACGGAAAAUGUCAGGCGGGCAAAAGAAAAACAGCACCAGGCGAUAAGUCCUAUAUUUAACAAUUAGCCGCUUUAAAUUCUAAAAAGGAAUACUUACAUUUAAAUACAACUGACAACUUGGACCGACAUUUUUUUAGUUUGAUCUUCGUCAAGACAAAACUAAAGGUUUUAGUUUUAUUUAAGGCUAACUAGCCUGCUAGCUGUGAUGUAAAGCUCGUGCUGAAAACGGCUAAGUCCAAAUAACGUGUUGGGGAUAAAUGUGCGCCUUUUGAAAUAAAAUGUCGGGCUUCAAUUUUAGUUCGGGGACUCUUGGAGCCACAAACAUGGGCGGUGGCUUCACUUUUGGAGCAACAACAAGUGCCCCUGCAGCCAGCACUGGUGGCUUCUCUUUUGGAAGUGCACUAGGAACUGCAGCUGCGACCCCAGCCUCCACCACCAGCACGACACAGCCUCUUGGCCUGGGAGGAAGUCUCUUUGGCCAGAAACCUACAUUAGGGUUCUCUUUUAACACACCUGCCUCAAGUGCCACAGCCACAACACAAGCUGCUACAGGCUUUAGCUUGCCGUUCAACAAGCCUACUGCAUCUGCAACACCAUUUUCCCUCACUGCGACCGCAACCACCUCAUCAGCGCCCGCUGGUGCAGGUUUAUCAUUUGGCUCCAUCCUUACAUCUACCGCCCCACAGCAGCCUGCUGCCACAUCCUUCACUCUUGGUCUUGGUGCAACAACAACCACAACAGCAGCAUCAACUGUCCCUUCACUGGGUGGGGGUCUUUUCUCCAACACUGCUUCUACAGGGCUCGGUCAGACCACACUCGGAGGAGGUGCAGGGUUAACAUUUGGUUCCCUAUUGGCUCCAUCCACGACAGUUUCAGCUGCUCUGGCCCCUAGUGUUGGCCUUGGUGGAGUGGACUUCAGCACUUCUUCAGAAAAUAAGAGUGACUCAUCAUCUGGGGCGAAUGCACAGGACAGUAAAGCUUUGAAAGAUGAAAACCUGCCUCCCAUCAUUUGUCAAGAUGUAGAGAAUUUUCAAAAAUUUGUAAAAGAGCAGAAACAGGUUCAAGAAGACAUCAGCAGGAUGUCGUCUAAGGCUAUUUGUAAAGUCCAGGAGGACAUCAAGAAUCUGAAACAGCUCCUUUCUGUCAGUGCCAGUGGGCUGCAGCGCCAAGCUCUGGGUAUCGACAAACUCAAACUGGAAACUGCACAGGAGCUGAAAAAUGCUGACAUAGCACUGCGAACACAAAAGACUCCCCCUGGACUUCAACAUGAAAACACUGCUCCAUCUGACUACUUUCGCAGUCUAGUGGAGCAGUUUGAGGUGCAGCUGCAGCAGUACCGCCAGCAAAUAGAAGAGCUGGAAAAUCACCUGACGACACAGAGCACCGGUUCCCACAUUACACCUCAGGACUUAACCAUGGCCAUGCAGAAGUUGUACCAGACAUUUGUUGCUCAGGCUGCACAACUCCAGUCUGUUCAUGAAAACGUCAAGAUUUUAAAGCACCAGUACCUCUCUUAUCGUCGGGCCUUCCUCGAAGACUCCACUGACAUCUUUGAGUCCAAACGAGCGUCCAACAGGAAGUGGCAGAGCACGCCACGAGUCACAACAGGGCCUGCCCCUUUCUCCAGUGUGCCCAACGCUGCAGCAGUUGCCAUGGCAGCCACGUUGACCCAGCAACAGCAGCCAAAUCCAGGGACGCAGGCACCCUUGGGAUCAGGUUUUGGAAACCCUUUUGCCACAGCAGUGGGCAGUAGCCUGGGCUCUUCCACCCUUGGAGGUUUUGGUGGUGGGCCUGGAUUUGGUGGUGUGGGCACUGGGGGUUCUUUUGCAUUCUCCACCAAUAAGCCCACAGGGGGCAGUCUGAGUGCAGGCUUCGGUACAACCAGCAGUUCAGGAUUUAACUUCAGUAGUCCUGGUCUCAACCCGUCGGCUGGCCUGACCUUUGGUGUGUCCAACCCUCCUGCUGCUGGCUUUGGCACAGGAGGCCCACUUCAGCUCAAGAAGCCCCCUGCUGGUAACAAAAGAGGAAAGAGAUAGAACUGGAAAAGAAAGGAAAAUCCCUGUGACUGACCAGCUGAGCAUUUUGACAAGUUCGUUGGGCCAGGGCUGACCUCCCAAAAAAUGUGGGAAGGCUAGAUUUGAAAUUGAAGGUGCAAGCCAAGAACAAACAAAACACAGGAUGAAAAAACAAAAAAAUAAACCACAUUGACUAUUUGGCAUCAUCACCCUCUUACAUUGUUUGUAUGGUUCACUGUUAAACAUUGAUGAGUUGCAAAACAGAAUGUAUCAUUUUGAAGCACAAGUUGCUGGUUUUAUGCUCAUACAAGAUUACAAGACUUUUUGGUUUGCCAGCCAAAGACAGGCUUGUUCCUGUUCUGGUCUAUCAACACAAAUUUUAUACAAUACAGCAAUCAUUUAAAAGGCAACUUGGCCAACACUGAGUCCAGGGAAAGGUAGAGAUGAGUUCAUACAAGUGAGGAUGAGGAGCCUCCAGUCCAGAUGUUUCAGUGCUUCUAUCCGAUUAUACAUAGUUUUAUAGGCACAAGAGUUUGUCCAGGGUGGGUUUUUGGGAAGCACAGUCUUAUUUUUAUAGAAGAAGUACAUGAGGGAGGAGGUCACACAUUAGUCCCACAUGACCUGUGUUGUUUUUCUGUUCUCUGUCCUUAUUCAUUAUUGUAUUAUUUACUUUCUAGAAACCAUUUUUGUCUUCGCUCUGUAUAACACAUCCAGACAAGAAACCGUGUUGUAUGUAGUACAUGGCUCUCCUGAGGGCUGUCACUUUUUUUCCAAAAUCUGAAUGUACGUACUAUCAUAAAAAACUCAACUCAGUGCAUCAAACUCCUAGAGUAAUUACCAGUGGACCAAAAGGCACUUGACCUUAGAUCCACUUUCUAUGCCAGGGGUCGAUGCUGUUUUGCUUUCAUUUUAAAGGACCACCCAUCAUUGUGUCAUCUUGAGUGGACAAAAACAGCACCACAACUAGUAUCCUGCACUAUGAGUGAAGUACUAAAGUACUUCCACCUGCAUCACAGAUAAAGCCUGAAAAAAUUCAAUCUAACAUGACUGCUGUAGUAGGCAUUUUACCAGAUGUGUAAAAGUAGACCUUUAAUGAUACAAACACGAGAUGUUUAUGUGGAACCUUCAUGUACUAUUCCUGGAAAAUCGAUUUUGGACAAAUGGUGACAUUCCUUAUCCCCUUUUGAUGUCAUGCUAUCUGAAUCUAAAAGAGCAUAUUCUUCAUGUGCUGCAGCAUAUUUGCACUUGCCAGUGAUUGUGUGAAUGUGCAUGUGUCUCUUUGGUCUGUGAUAGAUUCUCUACUUUUGUGGUUGGGGUCAUUUUGUUUUAUUAAAUUGUCCUUGUCUGUCCAGAUAUCAAACCCUGAUAGUUGUUUUGUUUUCUAAUCACAUCUGUGUAAACGUUAUUUUCAAGAUGCUGUUUAAUAAUAAAAUCUUCUACUUGA